Molecule: messenger RNA, 2088 nt
Organism: Nerophis lumbriciformis (worm pipefish)
Lineage: Eukaryota; Metazoa; Chordata; Actinopteri; Syngnathiformes; Syngnathidae
Product: fibroblast growth factor 20-like
Molecular function (GO): growth factor activity
Source: RefSeq, a predicted model, not a curated record
UCUGCAGGAUGCGAGCUGCAGCUGAGGUUGGGAUCUUCAGCGGAUUUCUGGACAGCUUCGCCUCCACGGGGGGCGCUCGUUUCGUUCUCCCCCCGGCCGGCGCGGUGGACUACAACUCGGCGAGCGGACUCGUGAUGAUGGGGGGCUCGGCGGGGCAGCACCUGAUGUCAUCCGAACGCCUGUCCCGGAGCUUGGCGGACCUCAGCCACCUGAAGGGGAUUCUGCGGCGGCGGCAGCUCUACUGCAGGACCGGCUUCCACCUGGAGAUCCACCCCGAUGGCACCGUGCAGGGAACCAGGAAGGACCACAGCAGAUUCGGUAUUUUGGAGUUCAUCAGUCUGGCUGUGGGAUUGGUCAGCAUCAGAGGUGUGGACAGUGGCCUUUACCUCGCCAUGAACAGCAAGGGGGAACUGUAUGGCUCGGAGAAGCUGUCGGCAGAAAGCGUUUUCCGAGAGCAAUUCGAAGAGAACUGGUACAACACCUACUCAUCCAACAUUUACAGGCACGGAGAAAAAGGAGCGUUUUACUUCGUCGCACUUAAUAAAGACGGCACACGGCGGGACGGCACGCGAUCGCGGCGGCAUCAGAGAUUCACGCACUUCCUGCCGAGGCCUGUAGAUCCAGACCGAGUACCAGAACUAUACAGGGAUAUACUGGGCCAGAGCUGAAGCUUAACCGACUGAACUAAAAAAGACUGCCCCUUUUUUUUAGCGGGCAAUGGAUGAUCCAAAAGUGAUCACAAGAAAUGCACCAGAUCCAAAUCCCGAAUUGCUGGUAGGAUAAACGACCCUCGUUGAACCAGUUUUACAAGGGAGUUUGACGGAAAAGCACCAGGGAUCUUCUGCGGAUGAUGCAACAGAAACAGACCCCCCCCCAUUAUCCCUUUAUUGGCAUAUGCAGUGGCGCCAGCAGCCAAGGCGGAUUUCCCUUGAGUCUCCAACUACCUGCUUGUCCAAAUCUGCAUGUUUAAGUGAACAAAGACAAAAUGAUUAACAAGCAGCUGCUUUGCCUUUUUCUGUUUCGUUGUAGGCUCUUUUCGGUGAUGCUAAACGCUGCUAAGUCAAACCACUUCUGAAAAAUGCAUCAUGUGCUAUACAGUAUUGCUGGUUUACAGAAAAAAAAAAAAAGGUAGUUUUAUGCACUGAAAAGCAGCCAUGUUUGCUCUGUACGGCGCUGAAUGCUGAUGCUAAAAUUUUUUAUUAAGGAAUAAGAGAAAACGAGGACUUUUUCUGUGGUGGAUGUGUUCCGUCUACUGAACUCUCAUCUGUAGGACCCAGUGAAGGAAGGGUGUUGUUUUUUCACUGGUUGCAGUUAAAUGAUGAGCACAGGAUUGACAAGGACUGCACAGACCUGUUGACAGAUUUUAAUCUUAUUUAUGAUGCUCUCAUUCAUGGGACGCACAGUAUAUUUAUUUCAUAUAUUUAUUUAUUUUGAGAAUAUAUUUUUACAGGUAUGACACAAAAUAAACCGAAAAACAUGACAGGUUUUCCCGUUGUUUUAAUUUGUGUGCGUGAUUUGCUAUUCUAGCCAUACUUGCCAACCCUCCCGGAUUUUCCGGGAGACUCCCGAAAUUCAGCGCCUCUCCCGAAAACCUCCCGGGACAAAUUUUCUCCCGAAAAUCUCCCGAAAUUCAGGCGGAGCUGGAAGCCACGCCCUCUCCAGCUCCAUGCGGACCUGAGUGACAUGUCAACAGCCUGCAUUCACGUCCACUUUCCCACAAUAUAAACAGCGUGCCUGCCCAGACACGUUAUAACUGUAGAAUGAUCGAGGGCGAAUUCUUGGUUUCUUAAGUGGGUUUAUUGUUAGGCAGUUUCAUUAACGUCCUCCCAGCGCGGUAACAACACACAACAACAGCAGUCAUGUUUUAUUCUACCGUAAAGCAGUUCGUCUGCCGUAAACAGCAAUGUUGUUGUAAUAUAUUGAGUUGGAGGCAAUAACCAGGCGAGGUGAUGAAGUACGUCUCUUUACUGUAGACUUCAGAACAGACUCACACACUUGACGUCAGGUGCGCAACACUACGUAAAUCGUUGGCCAACCAAAAAGUAACCCCAGUACGCUAUAGCCAACAUUCACCAGGAGACGGCAACA